UCAAAAUGAGUUUGAUUCGGACGGAGGAGAAAGGCUCUGUAAAUUUACUAUUUUCCAUUGGUCAUCAGAUAAAUAGUGAGUCCAUGAUUCUUCCAUUUAUCCUCGUCCUCGCCUUAUUUGACUUUGACAAUGUUUUGCUUUGGACACAUGAAAUUUCCUUAGUUUCACACAAAAUUUGGUUUUGUGACGCCAUUGACAUUUUCUAUUAUCUUAACACAAGACUUUUUUUAUUAUUUUUUUAUUUCUAUUGCCUUCUUCCUCCAUCCACGCAACCACAACGCAAAAACUCAAAUUCAAAAAUGGCUACCCUUGCAAAACUUCUUUCCUCCAUUUGUGUAUGUGUUAUCGUCAUGUUAACAACAAAAGCAGUUGAAGCAACACCAACAUACACAGCCACUCACUGCACAAACACAACCACUUAUGCACCCAACUCCACUUUCCAAACAAACCUUGACAUCCUCUUAUACUAUUUCUCCAAUAAUAUCUCUCAAUCCAACGGUUAUUUUCUCGGCAUCACUGGUUUCAAUAGCGUCAACGCCGUCGGUGGACUCUUCCUAUGUCGUGGCGACGUCGCCACCACCGUAUGUAACCAGUGUCUCACAACUGCAAUCAAAGAGAUAAGACAGCAUUGUCCAAACCAAACCGAAGCACUCAUCUGGUACGACGAGUGCUUGGUUCAUUACACAAAUAGGUACUUUGCCGUCGACAAGAUUGACCCUAGAGUCAACCUUAACGACGGAAAUAUUGUCUCUAGCGUUGACUUGGGACGUUUCAACCAAUCUCUGCAUGGGUUGUUGAAUGAUUUGGCAACAGAAGCCUCCGGGAGUUCUGAGUCGAAGAAGUUUGCCGCCGGUGAAGUAGUGGUGACGGAGUCCAUGACGGUGUAUGGAUUGAUGCAGUGCACGAAUGACUUAACGAAUAGUGAAUGUGGGACGUGUUUGAAAAAUGCUAUUGGAACUAUUCCUAAUGGAAAACAGGGUGCAAGAGCUUUGCUUCCUUCUUGUAAUGUUAGAUAUCAACUCUACCCUUUUUUCACUUCAUCUUCGCCUUCAUCUUCAGGGGGAAUGAAACUUGGACCUGGCACAAUUGCGGUCGUGGUUGUCGUGCCCAUUUUUUUCCUAAUUAUCUUAUUUCUAGGUUGCUACUAUUUCAAGAGAAGGUCAAAGAAGAAGAUACUAUUGCCAAGUAUAAUGGAAAAUUUUGGUGAUGAAUUUCCAACAUUGGAGUCAUUGCAAUUCAAUUUGGCUACACUAGAAGCAGCAACUAACCAGUUCUCAUUGGCGAAUAAGAUAGGAAGUGGAGGAUUUGGAGAAGUUUACAAGGGGGUUUUGUUAGAUAGCAGACAAAUAGCCGUAAAAAAACUUUCAAAAACUUCAGGACAAGGCACAAUAGAAUUUAAAAAUGAGAUUGUGCUAAUAGCCAAACUCCAACAUAGGAACUUGGUAACCUUGUAUGGAUUUUGCUCGGAAGAACAAGAAAAAAUGCUUGUUUAUGAAUAUGUACUAAAUAAAAGUCUUGAUUACUUCUUAUUUGAUCCUCAUAAGGAAAGAGUCUUGAGUUGGCGUGAAAGAUAUAAUAUCAUAGGUGGUAUUGCACGAGGGAUUCAUUACUUACAUGAUCAAUCAAGACUUAAAGUCAUACAUCGUGAUCUCAAACCUAGCAAUAUAUUGUUAGAUAAGAAUAUGAAUCCAAAAAUAUCAGACUUUGGUAUGGCAAAAAUGAUUGAUAUAGAUGAACAUCAAGGAAAUACUAAGAGAAUUGCUGGAACUUAUGGUUAUAUGUCUUCCGAAUAUGCAAUGCAUGGACAUUAUUCAGAAAAAUCAGAUGUGUUUAGCUUUGGAGUGAUAAUUAUAGAGAUAAUUAGUGCAAAGCGGAAUGCCCUUAGUCUUCAUUCACUGGAUUUUGAUGACCUCUUGAGUUAUGCUUGGAAAAAUUGGAGGGAUGAAAAAUCUUUAGAAAUAUUGGAUUCUAAUAUAGAAAAAUCAUAUUCUUAUAUUGAAGUCAUAAGAUGCAUUCAAAUUGGUUUAUUAUGUGUGCAACAAAAUCCAGAUGAUAGACCAACAAUGGAAAGAAUUGUUUCAUAUCUGAGUAAUGUUUCAGUUGAGUUACCAUUGCCUCAAGAGCCUGGAGGUUUCAUGGGUAAUAGAACGAAUCAAAUACCAAGGGAUAACAUUUCGGAUCAACGUAAUAAUAGCAAUACUACGGGAUCCUCAGUCAAUGAUAUCACCAUGAAUAAUUCUUUUCCUAGAUAGCUUGACAAUCAUCUUCUUACAAACUAUUUUUUUAUUUUUUUCUUGUAUAAAAUAUUCUUAUUUGUAAUUAAUGAAUGAAUUUCAUGGUAAAUCAUCGAUUUUCUACGAUGACUAAUGAGACAUAAUUGGAUGAGCUUUCAAUGUUGUAUUUUUUUUAAGAAAAAUUAAACCCCAUGUUGAAUAAAGAUAUUUUAUUGAGGGAGUUUAUAUGUAAAGA
Messenger RNA from Medicago truncatula (barrel medic), 2469 nucleotides. RefSeq names its product cysteine-rich receptor-like protein kinase 10. Gene Ontology annotation, cellular component: plasma membrane. NCBI's taxonomy places the organism in Eukaryota, Viridiplantae, Streptophyta, Magnoliopsida, Fabales, Fabaceae. Gene Ontology annotation, molecular function: protein serine/threonine kinase activity; ATP binding. The record is from RefSeq and is a predicted model, not a curated record. The transcript is spliced from 7 exons. The coding region runs from base 6 to 2252 and encodes 748 amino acids. Gene Ontology annotation, biological process: protein phosphorylation; defense response to bacterium.